Molecule: messenger RNA, 2605 nt
Organism: Aplysia californica (California sea hare)
Lineage: Eukaryota; Metazoa; Mollusca; Gastropoda; Aplysiida; Aplysiidae
Product: E3 ubiquitin-protein ligase RNF6
Exons: 9
Coding region: 438-1835 (465 amino acids)
Molecular function (GO): zinc ion binding
Source: RefSeq, a predicted model, not a curated record
ACCUUACAUCCUUGUACUUAGUUUAGUGAGGGCGAGGGGAUAUAAAUUCGCCUUUAUCGGGGGAUAACAGAAGCCUCUGUUUUUAAAACUUAUUAUAACAUUUAUCAUGUAGAUUUAUCUCUGAUCCGUUACUAUAGAAGGCUUUAUCUGCUCCCUAUUUUUCUGUUAUUUCAAACAUCUUCUACGGUUUUGUUGCGAAAGUCUGUCAACAAUUAAAAUUAAAAGUGUCAACCAGUCACAAAAAGUAGAUCAGUUUGUUCUUCCAGGGCCAAGUUCCAUUGAACGAAACUGAAACUAAGACUUGGACUUGAUAAUUAAAUUGGGGUUCUCUCUCAACGGCCCUCAUCUAGGCCUAGUGGAUCUUUAUUUAUCUGUGUCUGUCUGGGGGAAUUCUUCCAUCUAGAUCAGGGAAAAAGUCUUUCAAACUAAUAGCAAAGAUGGAUGAGGAGGAAGCACCUUCACAAGAAGCUUUCAGGAAUGUGAUCAUAAGACCGAACCGCAGUGACUACAACAACUGGGUCUCCCAAAGUAGGAGAAAUGAUGGGUCAAAUGUUGAUGGUGAGCCACCACGAUCGAAUGGGGCAACAUCCGGACGAACUGCUAACAAUGGCAUUGGUCAGUUAUCAAAUAACCUGUCCAGCAAUAUGGUUGUGAGUGAGGCGGGCGAUGCAGAUGGUAUAAGUCAACCCAGUAGAAGAGUGCAGAAUCUAAACUCAAACUCAUCAAAUGGCAGUAGAAACUCUCAACCUGUGGCUACUACUAGGCUGCGUCAUCGAAGGGGACGUGCCUCGGGAAAUUCUGAAUCCUUUGCGGGUCCAAGGACAGAGCGAGCACAAGCUAACUCAGUCGCAAGGAACUCGUCUCCCACAAGACAUACUCAGAUGCGUGGAACACGUGCUCGGUUAGUUCACCCUAGGUCCAACAACCAGAGAGCAGCUGAGCGUAAUCUUAACCCUGAACCAGAACUACUGGGAUCUGUGAUGAUUUCUUCUAGGCCACAGCUUGAGAGAGAACGUUUCAUCUCACCCCUGUCGCUGGGGGAAGGUACAGACGAUAACCCGUUCCUGUUGUCUCCGGGUUCCCCUGACUUGGAGUCAGAAGGAUUUGACCUUGGCUCCGUCCCCUUGGCAGCAGGCCUGAGUGACGAGGAGUUUGCGCGGCAGUUGCAGCAGGAGGAGUGGGAGGCGGCCAGCAGCCACGGCCACGAUGACUUGAUGCUGCCCGAGCCACGGGGAGCUCUGGGCUUGGGGCAACUGCUUUCUUUCCAAAACAGACGGCCUCAUAUGUUACCUCCGAUUCCUCGUGGUGAGAGAGGGGCGCGAAUGGGGCCAAGGGCGUCAAAUGGUCGGCGAAAUGCAAGAGGAGCGAUGUCCUUCAUGAAUGUUUACCCAUCUGCUUUGCCCUGGCCCUUUUCAUCGAGCAUGGCAGAGGGAGACGAUGAUCACAUGCCACUCGUCAUGGAAUUGUUCCAUACCAAUGGCUUGUUGGAUACGGAUGAAAUUGAGUCUAUUCUGAAUCCAGUCUCUGAAGACUAUGAGCAACUACUGGCUCUAGCAGAGCAAAUUGGGGAAGUGAACCGCGGCCUGUCAAAGUCAGAGCUGGACAAGCUUCCCACCAGCAAGCACCGAUGUGACAGCUCGGAGGGGGCAGAGGCCGGGGCAGGCAGCGCAGACAGCCAGCAGUGUAACAUCUGCCUCAACGACUACGAGAACGGGGACAGGAAGAGAAACCUUCCGUGCAAACACGACUUUCACAAGGACUGUGUGGAUCAGUGGCUCAAGACCAACGCCACGUGCCCUGUGUGUCGUGCCGAUGUCAAAGCAAAGUUUGUCUGAAGUCCUGAUGUGUCAUGCCCGGUGCAAGUCAAGUCCCUUAGGUUCCUUUUCUAGUUUAUAUUUCACUUUUAAUUAAUUGUCGUUGAUAAUGAUGAGGAUGAUGGUAAUGAUGAUACUAACAUGUGUUGUGGAUGAGACUGAGAGGGGGCUGUCUGUUGGUGCUGUUGUUGUCAGUGGUGUCAGUGAUGAUUGGACGAUGAUUUAUGGUGACCUGUAGCCACCUAAAGGUGUUGUUGUUGUGUGACUGAUAGUGACACUGUCUGUGUAUUGAAAGUCCUUUGUUGAGAAAGAGUGUCAGAAAAUGUCAUUGAUAGUGGUGGGGAUGACAAUGCGUUGUUUAUCCGGAAUCUUCUCUCACUCUCAGCUGGGAGGUUCAAAUAUCUGCAUGUGAAGUAGAGGUGGGUGCUAGUCGAGUCGGUACUGGCUAAUAUCGAGUACGCUAUCGACUAAGAAAGCCCAAAAUCGAUUAGUACCAGGUACUUAUUAAGAUUAAACAAGGGGAUGUAACAAAAGUUUCUAACUGUAAUACAGUAGUCUCUGCCACGGUGCACGGGAGGGCUAUUCAGCGUGUGUUCAUACGGAGCAUGCGUUUACAUGUACCUUUGCAAAGGGAAGAAGGGACGCAGUUAUCUCAUGCCUUGAUAUUCUAGUGACAUCCCUUGGAGGUAAAGACACAAAGGCACUCCUUUGCCGGAUAAUGUGACCACACGUGACUGUUUCGAGAAGGAUGCCCGACUGUGGUGAAGAACACAAAAGGCGUUGAAUGGGCU